This is a messenger RNA of Dromiciops gliroides (monito del monte), 3002 nucleotides long. RefSeq names its product negative regulator of reactive oxygen species (gene NRROS). Gene Ontology annotation, molecular function: protein binding. The coding region runs from base 139 to 2214 and encodes 691 amino acids. Lineage: Eukaryota; Metazoa; Chordata; Mammalia; Microbiotheria; Microbiotheriidae. The transcript is spliced from 3 exons. Gene Ontology annotation, cellular component: extracellular matrix. The record is from RefSeq and is a predicted model, not a curated record.
GAUGCCUGAGAGAGAUGUGACAGCCCUUUGCUUUCACUGCUCUCUAGGAGAGCAACAAGGUCUUAGGAGAGCAGCCCCCUUUGGAGAGGAUGAGCCCUGGGGAGUUGCCUGAGCCACCUGGAGCUUGCUGCUCUUGAGAUGGAGUUACUGUUCCUUUGGCUCUCCCUGAGUUUCAUUGUGCUAGUUGUAGAGUGGAGGAAUGGAACUGGAAUGGCAGGAGCAGAAUAUCAAGGGGUUUGCAAGCUGGUGGGCCCAGUUGCUGAUUGCCAAAGAAGACAGCUGGUUUCAGUACCCAGUGGCCUCCCACCCUCUUCGGUGGAGCUUCUUCUAGAUUCCAACCCCAUCAAGACCUUGGAGUAUCCUUCCCUCCUGCACUAUUCCAAUUUGGGGAGGCUAAGCUUAGAUAAUUGUCAACUGGAGUGUAUCGGCCGAAAUACGUUUCAGGGGAGCAGCUCCCUCCACACUUUGGCCCUGAGCAACAACUUCCUCUCAGUGAACUAUACGGAGUCAGGAGCUGCUCUCCGAUCCCUCCUGGGCCUGAGGAAGCUGGACCUGUCAGGAAACUCCCUGACUGAGGAUAUGGUGGCCGAGAUGCUCCUUAACCUCUCUUCCUUGGAGUCCCUGUCUCUGGCAAGGAAUUUCAUCAUGAGGCUUGAUGACACUGUCUUUCAGAGCCUGGGGAGACUGCAGGAGCUGGAUUUGCAAAAGAACUACAUCUUUGAGAUUGAAAGUGGUGCCUUUGACCACCUGAAGUGGCUGAGGAGGCUCAAUCUGGCCUUUAACCACCUCCCCUGCAUCGUGAACUUUGGCCUUACCAAACUUCAGGUGCUGAAUAUCAGCUAUAAUAUACUUGAAUGGUUCAUAGCAGACAGUGGAGAUGCUGCCUUUGAGCUGGAGACACUGGACCUCUCCCACAAUCAACUGCUCUUUUUUCCCUUUCUCCCUCAACAGAACAGGCUUCACACCCUGUUGUUAAUGGACAAUGAGAUGGGCUUUUACAGAAACCUCUACAAUGCCUCAUCCCCAAAGGAGAUGGAGGUCCAGUUCCUCCUCAUCAGUGGCAAUGUGACCAAUGUCACUACUGUCAAUCUCUGGGAGGAGUUUGCCCUGAGCAACCUCUCUGCCCUUCAUUUCCUGGACCUUAGUCAGAACCAGCUCAGGUACCUACCGGAUGGAUUCCUAAGAAACAUGACUUCCCUUUCCCACCUGAACCUUAAUCAGAACUGCCUACAAACACUUCACAUCCAAGAGAAUGAUCCCCCACAAUCCCUUUCUGACCUUAACCUCAGCCAAAACCAGCUCUCAGAACUUCGAGUGGCCCCUCGGCUGACUAGCUUCCUAAGGAACCUCAGGUACUUUAACCUUAGCUCCAACCAGCUUCAGGGGGUCCCCCCUGGCCUCUUCACCAAUACCAGUAACAUCACUACAAUUGAUUUGAGUCACAAUCAAAUCACUCUUUGCCCCCAUUCAGAAAAGGUUAGCCAAGCAGCCUGUGUUGAUUUCCAAAAUAUUACAUCUUUGAGGAGCCUCUCCCUUGAAAACUGUGGACUGGCAACCUUGGAAGAACGCACUUUCAGAGGGACAUACCUCACUCAUUUAGACCUGUCCAGUAAUCAUGGUGUUCUGUUGCGGGGAAUCACUCCUCUCCAGGACAUUGCCCCCACAUUACAGGUCUUGUCCCUCAGGGACACUGGCCUUCAUUCCAAUGGCACAGGGUUGGAUUUCUUUGGGUUUGGGAAUUUGAGAUACUUAGAUGUGUCAACAAAUUCCUUGACCAGCUUUCCACGGUUCAGGGGCAGCCUAGAGCUACGUACCCUGGAUGUUCGGAGAAACCUACUUACAGCCCUUCCUCAGUGGGCUGACUCUGAGCAACUCAAAAAGAGCCUCCGUUUUCUCUACCUCAGCCAGAAUCCAUAUGAUUGCUGCUGGCUGGAGGGCUGGGGUCCCCUCCACAGCUUGAAGACCUUGCAUGUUGUAGACUGGGGAGCUGUCACCUGUAAUUUCUCCUCCAAGAUAUUUCGUGUGGUAGAACUGUCUGAGGAUAUAUCUCGGGAUUGCAAGUGGGGAAGAGUGGACCUUGGUCUGCUCUACUUGGUACUCAUCCUCCCUACCUGCCUUACCUUACUUGUAGCCUGUGUUGUGAUCUUCCUGACCUUUAAGAAGCCCCUGCUACAAGUUGUAAAGAGCCGUUGCCACUGGUCCUCUAUUUACUGACCCUGAGGAGAAUGUAAUCUAUACAUAUGAAAACCCUUUCUAAGCUUAAAAAAAAAAAAAGCGAGUCAGAUAAGUGGGUUGGAUUAGAUAACCUCCUAUGUCUAUUCCAGCCCCAAAUCUAUUAUCAAUGUGACCCUAGGCAAGUCAUGGAAUCCUGCUUGCCUCAGUUUCCUCAUCUGUAAAAUGAGCUGAAGAAGGAAAUGGCAAACCAGUCCAGUAUCUUUGCCAAGAAAACCCCAAAUGGGGUCAUGAAGAAUCAGAAAAAACUGAAAAAUGACUGAACAAUAAGAACAAGAACAAACAACAAAUGAUGAGCCAGAUAACAUCUGGUGAGUUAGGGACUGGAUUAAGAUGAAAAUGGUUUCCAUUCCUUUAUCCCUCCAAGCAGCAUGGUGCAGUGGACAGGGCAGUGGACUCAGAGUAAGGAAUAUCCAGCUUGACUUUAGCACUUACUAGCUCUGUGACCAUGAACUGAGCCGCAGUUUCCUUUUCGGAAAAAAUGGGGAUAAUCAUGCCAACUAUACCUACCUCACAGGGUUUUUGUGGGGAUGAAAGAAAAUACUGUUUGUGAAAUGCUUUGUAGAGCCCUAUAUAAAUUCCAGAUACUAUCAUUAUUAUUUUUAUUAUUAUGGAUAUAGAGCCACAUAAAGAAUUUUUAUAAAAUAUAAUGGAAAGAAAUGGUCCUCUCUUACUGUGUGGUUGUUAUUUGAUUCAUGUUUUAUAUCAUUUCCUUGGUAAUGUUCAUGGAGCUGGGCAACAGAAGAGGGAUGGCUGAACACAAACCUUAU